UGCGCUGUCUUAUUUCUCCCUUUCCUCUGUCUUCAACAAUAGCCAGCUCUCUGUUUCACAAUUUUCCUCUCUGUACAUCUCUUACCAUUAUUCCCAUUUCUCUCUCUAAAAACUAUUCAAACAUUUCUCUCUCUGAAAGCCAUUCAACAUUUCUCUCUUCACAUCUCAGAUCUGAAUCAGAGUUUGAGAAAGAAAGACUUUUCGUGGGCAGAAUUAUCCGGUACUAGGUGAUUUCAUCCCAGUUUCCCUACCUUGGUAGGCAGAGUUACCCGUUAGCUGUGCUUGUAGAAGGCAGCAGACAACGUUUGAGGGGUGCGGAAUUUACAGAGUAUCGGGCUGCUAAGUAUACAAUAUCAGAAUGAAGAAAGCAUUUGAUCAAACUGUGCGGGACAUCAAGAGAGAGGUGAAUAAAAAGGUUCUUAAGGUCCCUUCAAUAGAACAAAAAGUUCUAGAUGCGACUAGCAAUGAGCCCUGGGGUCCUCAUGGAUCACUUCUUGCAGAUAUUGCUCAGGCUACACGGAACUAUCAUGAGUACCAAAUGAUUAUGUCUGUGAUCUGGAAGCGUAUCAAUGAUACUGGAAAAAAUUGGCGGCAUGUUUACAAGGGUUUAACUGUUUUGGAAUAUUUGGUAGCCCAUGGGUCUGAACGUGUCAUUGAUGACAUACGGGAACAUGCUUACCAAAUAUCUACACUGUCCGAUUUUCAAUAUAUCGACUCCAGUGGGAGAGAUCAAGGAAGCAAUGUCAGAAAGAAAUCUCAGAGCCUUGUGGUUCUUGUUAAUGACAAGGAGAGAAUUCAGGAAGUUCGCCAAAAGGCAGCUGCUAAUAGGGACAAAUUCCGCAACACGUCAACGGGUGGUAUGUAUCGCCCUGGUUCAUAUUCAGGUUCAGGAGGGUAUGGUGACAGAUUUGAUGAAGAUCGUUAUGGAGGCAGAGAUGAAGAAAGAAAUGGUUAUGGGAGGGAAAGGGAAUACUACAAAGAUGAUGACAAAUAUGGCAGAUAUGGAGACUCAAACAGCCGUGAUGGGGAUCGCUAUGGUAGAGAUUAUGAUGAGCGCAGCCGAGAUGGAUACAAGGAUGAUGAUUAUCGUGGAAGAAGUCGGAGCACAGAUGAUUUUAAUUAUGGAUCAAGAAGUAGAAGUUCUGACAGGUACAGGGAUCGUGGCAAUGAUGACGAUGGUCAAUAUUCUUCUAGGCCGCUUGAAAGGAGGUUUUCUGAACAAAACCUUAGUGCACCUCCUAGUUAUGAGGAAGCUGUUGGAGCUUCACGUAGCCCAACACAUAGUGAAAGGGAUGUAGAAACUUCUUCAGCAUCUGCUCCCAAAUCUUCUUCUCCUCAUGCAAGUGCCAGUCCUAGCCCAGCUAAUAUGCCUUCUCCGGCAGCAGCUACUGCUCCACCUUCAGCUCCAGCAGCAGCUACUGCUCCACCACCAGCUCCAGCAGCAGCUACUGCUCCACCACCAGAAAACAAGGUUGUUGAGAGUUUUGAUGAAUUUGAUCCCCGUGCAUCUUUUUCAGCGGCCCCAGCUCCAUCAAAUGGUCCUGUGUCAACUACUUCUGCUGGCGAAAUGGAUUUACUUGGCGCCUUGUCUGAGCCGUUUUCCUCCAACUCAUUAGCCCUUGUACCUGCAGCUUCGAGUGCCUCUGAGGUUAAUCCUUCUGGGAGCACUGGCACUGAGACCAUGUUUGGGGAAGCAUCAUCAGGAUCUACCAUCUCUAACCAGAUGUUUGAGGAUCCUUUUGGUGAUGGUCCUUUCAAGGCUAUGACCUCGAAUAGCAUGCAAACUCAUCUGCAGAACUCUACAUCUUUCCAUCCUAAUUCAAAUCAAAGCCCUGAGCUUCCUCAAUCGGUCCCUCAGGGUGCUGAGCUCUCAAGGGCAACAUAUAGUCAGGUUACUCCAACUAAUAUGCAAUAUGCUCAGCAGGAGCUGUCCACCUCCAACCAGGAGAUCGAUAUAUUGGCUGACAUUCUCCCACCAUCUGGUCCUCCACCUCCUAGUGAUCAUGCAAUCCCAAGUGUCCAACCUGCCACACAGGCAGGAUUUGAAUCUCAUGGUGCGGCAACUACACAUCAUACAGGUUAUCUGGCACUUCCGGGCCCAGCUGCUCCUCCCACAAGUUUUGCAGCUCAACCUGGCCAACAGUCACCACAUACCAGUUUUCCAAGUCAAGGACAAACCAUGUCUCCAGUGGGCUUUUCUGGUCAAGUGAACAAUUCUCCGCCUUUUGGAGGUUUUCCUGCUCAACCCGGUCAAGCAUCACAGACUGGAUUUGGACCCCAAGGUGGUCAACCUGCAUCUCUUGCUGGUUUCCACUCUGCAACAGGUUUCUAUCCACAAUCUGGUUUCGGGGGUCCUGGUGGCUCCUCUAUGCAGAACAAUGCAAAUGCUGGAGGUUACAACACAGGAUUAGGAUCUACAGGUCCAUUUGGUCCCCAAAUGGGUCAUACAUCUGCUGGACAACCAUACCUUUCACAGCCAACUGCUGCAUCCCACAUGCCUUCACAAAUGCCUCUUCAAUAUUCACAAACUCAAACAAGUAAUGCCCUAGUGCUAACACAAACUACUCCAGCUUCAACAGCUCCCAUCAGCAGCACCCAACCAGCCAAAGACAAAUUCGAGACGAAGUCUACUGUUUGGGCAGAUACAUUGAGCCGUGGACUGGUCAAUUUGAACAUUUCUGGAUCUAAAACAAAUCCAUUAGCUGAUAUUGGGGUUGAUUUUGAUGCUAUUAAUCGCAAGGAGAAAAGGAUGGAGAAACCCAGUACAGCCCCCGUGAUAUCAACUAUUAACAUGGGCAAAGCAAUGGGUUCAGGUUCCGGAGUUGGUCGUGCUGGUGCUGGUGCACUAAGGCCUCCUCCAUCGCACCCAAUGGUAGGUUCAGGUAUGGGCAUGGGCAUGGGUAUGGGUGCUGGUGGCCCUGCAGGGGGACCUGGCAUGGGAGCAUAUGGAGGAGUAAACCAGCCUUAUGGCAUGGGGAUGAAUAGACCUAUGAACAUGGGCAUGGGAAUGAACAUGGGUCAAGGAGUUCAGAUGCAACAGCCUACCGGAUUUCCUCCUGGAGCUUCUAUGCCAGGAGGUUACAAUCCCCGGAUGGGCAUGGGUCCCUAUGGCCAACACCCAUAUGGAGGAGGAUACCAAUAAACUUUGGCCCAAUUCUGAAAGUAAGUAAUGUUUAAAGAUUUGCCUCAUUUGUGUCAUAGUAUCCAGAAUGUUUUCUGGUCUGUAAGCCUAUUAAACUCACCCUCUGUUGUAGAGUUGUUACUUUUUGGGUGCAUGUAGUUUUCAAGGAAAACAGUUAUAUAGGGAGUAUAUGUUGAUUCCUUCUUUUUGAGGGUUUUGCAUUUGCAUUACCAUUUAUCAGUCAUUUGGGGUCAAAAGAUUGCCUCUUAGACCCCUCAUAUUAUUUUGCUGUUGUGCUUUGUAUACACCCGAGGAUCACCUGUCUCCGGUGUUCCUCUUUUUGCCACUCGAUCCAUAUAUACACGUGUAGAUUUUUUUGGACUCGUGAUUAUUGAAAUUGUACACCGAAUUGCUUAACUCAUGAGUAUAAUGCUCUUCUUUGUA
Messenger RNA from Nicotiana tabacum (common tobacco), 3565 nucleotides. Its product is annotated as clathrin interactor EPSIN 3. The record is from RefSeq and is a predicted model, not a curated record. Gene Ontology annotation, molecular function: clathrin binding; phospholipid binding. NCBI's taxonomy places the organism in Eukaryota, Viridiplantae, Streptophyta, Magnoliopsida, Solanales, Solanaceae. Gene Ontology annotation, cellular component: clathrin vesicle coat; endosome; plasma membrane. Gene Ontology annotation, biological process: endocytosis.